AUCCUCGAAGCUUUAUUCUAUUCUGCUGCACCACAGGAGAAGCGGGGCGGUGGGUAUGGCAGUGCUGGACAAGGUUAUGGCGGCCAUGGCGGCGCUGGCUAUGGUACUGGGGGUGGCGGCUACCUGAUUGUUGGUGCGGGUGGCGGCGGUGGUCACGGUCCUAGUGCUGCUGAUAUUGCCAACCAAGCUGCACAUCAAGCUACUGCAGCUGCUGCGGGUCUUCCUGGAGCUGCCAACGCAGCUGCAGGAGCUGCAGCCAAUCAAGCUGCCGCCGCUUCAUCGGCAGCAGCACAAACAGCUCAAGCUGCAGCAGCCGAUAAACAGUCUCAGGCUGCACAGAUCACUACCGCCGCCCAGGGAGCACAGGCCGCAGCUUUUACUGAAGCUUCUCUGGCAACACGGACCGCAAAAGCCGAGCAAGAAGCUGAGAACACUUACAACCUGGCGGUGCAGACGGUCAACGACAUAGAUGCUGCUUUUGCAGAGGCCCGAGGCAUCGUGGAGGAGACCUACCAGGCCCUGGUGGCUGCCAGAGCUGUAAGGGCAGCCCAGGCCGCUAUGGCUUGGCAGGCACAGCAAGCAACUUAUUCUCUUAAUCAGCAACAAAGCGUGGCCCUCAACGAUUUGCAGAAGGCUAACCAAGCAGCUGCCCAGGCCGAGGCAGCAGCAGCCAAGGCGUUGUCCAAGUCCAAAAACAGAGAUUAUGGACAUGGAGGACUGCACUAAGGCACUUUUCACCGCUGUAUUUCAUAACCACACCACUCGCUAAUUCUUGUAUUUAAACUAUUGAACACACAUAACUAGUCAAAAAUACAAGUAUUCGUUGUGUAUAUGAUUUUGUCAUUCAAUUUUACGUGAAUAUAAAGAACCAGCGACACCUGACCAGCGUAUUGCAUCUCUUGUCAACACAGCUCUUAGCUGUCUCGUACGUUUAUGAAGACACUUCAUCUGAGUGUAAUUAUGACAAUGUGUUAUACUAGUGUAAAUACACUGUCACACAUAAUAUGAAAAUAUCCCUGUUAUAUAAUAAUAAAGAUUGCCAAGGAAAA
Molecule: messenger RNA, 1049 nt
Organism: Cherax quadricarinatus
Lineage: Eukaryota; Metazoa; Arthropoda; Malacostraca; Decapoda; Parastacidae
Product: glycine, alanine and asparagine-rich protein-like
Source: RefSeq, a predicted model, not a curated record